UCUUUAGUGACCAACAUGUCUUGGAUAUUUCACACGGCCAAACAAAUUUUAAGCCAAAAUCGUAUUAUUUCCCGUGAAUUAUAUGAAAAUGUCAGAGAAAAUGCAUCGAAGGUAAUCAAAAGCAACAGGCAGUUUUUUAGUGUGGUAGCCCUGCUGCAAUUCGCCGUUAUUGUUGGUGAUAUGGAGCCAAAGAAACGCACACGACAUGUUAGCAAGGCAAAGUACGAGACGACUCUGGAUUCCAAGGCACAACAUUAUUUAAAUGCACUCAAAGUGCGCUGGAUGCAGUUGCACGAUAUCCCCGGCCUAUUUGCCUAUCAGCUCCAAGAGUCCAGACCUGGACGCAAACUGCCAGGCAAAUGUGGUUUCUAUGCAGAGUUAAAUGCGGAUCGCACAUUGAAAAGACGCGUACCACAAACCAUUGAGAGCUUAAGUCCCACAUUUCGGCCCAAACAAUUUAAUUUUAACAAAGUGGAUGCUAUGGAGGUCAUGAUGACUAUAGAUGAGGAGAGAGACAACGCAGAGGUGCAGAUGAUUAUCAACAAGAGUCCCAUUACCAAAUACCAUACGCUCAUCUGCCCGGAAGUGAAAAAGGAACUAGUUCAACGAAUCACCUGCUCGGCACUCAACUUCUGCAUUACAUUUAUGCGGAAUAUCACUGAUCCAAACAUGCGUCUGGGAUAUAAUAGUCCAGGUGCUUUGGCUUCAGUGAAUCAUUUACAUUUCCAUCUGCUGCACAUACCACGCAACCUAUACAUUGACAAUGUGGAACUGAAGCCUUUGGCAGGGAACUAUGUUUAUCGCCUGAAAAAUAAGGAACCCACGGAAGCGAUUUGUUUUGUAUUUGACGGUAAGGAGAGUGAGGAUGAUUUGAAGGAAAAGGUUCAGCAAAUUCAUCAAAUCACGGAAUGGCUAUGCAACAACCAGUUGCCACACAAUCUAUUCAUGACACACGACCGAAAAACAAAUGAUUUGCGUGUAUUCCUUUUUGUGCGAUCGAAAUAUUGUGUAAACAAGGAUGCAUGCGUAUUCAAUGUCGGCUUCUGCGAGUUGGUCGGCUUUCUACCUGUGGGUGAUGAGGAGAAACUGCAGAGUCUGACAGAGCAAGUAGUGAUCGAUAGAAUCAAGGAUCUGACUGGUGAUGCUUUCGAAACCGCUUAUAGGCAGACAAAACGCAUCAUCGAUGGCAGCAACAGUACUCUAUGGCCUAUUUUGAUAUAAAAAUGUUUCAAGUAGU
Messenger RNA from Drosophila navojoa, 1237 nucleotides. RefSeq names its product GDP-D-glucose phosphorylase 1. Gene Ontology annotation, cellular component: cytoplasm. NCBI's taxonomy places the organism in Eukaryota, Metazoa, Arthropoda, Insecta, Diptera, Drosophilidae. The record is from RefSeq and is a predicted model, not a curated record. Gene Ontology annotation, biological process: glucose metabolic process. Gene Ontology annotation, molecular function: GDP-D-glucose phosphorylase activity.